AUGUCCGACUCCCCUCGCUAUGCAAUGGGCACACAGUCCUCUCAACGACGAACCAGUCCCAUUCGUAAGGGACAACCAGAGCGUCCCAGUACUCCAACCCGUCGUCCAACGACGCCUACCAUCGGUCGCCGUCCCACGACUCCAACUCUGGGCCGCCGGGGCUCCAACGCUUCUCUUCGCCGUCAGGGAUCGAAUGCAACUCUCAAUCGUCCUGUCACUCCCACAGCAACGGAGAUACCAGAUGGCGACCCUGUGAAGCUCGGCCGGGUGACCACUCCAAGAACCGGCCCAGCGCCAGGAAGCCCAGAAACUCCAGCACGUAUCUUACCUGCUAUCCCCGAGAGUCCUCUUGUUAUGCCUUUGCCUCGUUCCCGAAAAGUCUCUCGUACUGGUAUCACGCCUCGCUCUCGACAGGUCUCGGCCACCGAUGCGGCUCCUCGUUCACGACAGGUCUCGCAGACUCUACCGGCUCCAGAAGUUGAUGUCACUCCCGAUGUCGCCAGGGCUCCAGGGCUUGAAGUUGCUCCGGCCGUCGCCGAUGCUCCCCUUGUCAGAACGACACCGAGUGUAGGGCGUGUACCCAAAGUUCGAUCGACUCCCAAGGUCACACUUGUUCCAAAUGUUCAAUCUUUGGUAGGCAGCGCUAUCAUCCCGUCAACUGCAAAACCUCCUCGAAUUGCAAGGACCCCGGCGGUGGCAUCUCCUCCCGUUGUCGCCUCUGCCCCUUUCACCGUGACGAUUUCUACGGCCCGGGUUGUUCCUGGCGUUGCUCCUGAACCCUAUGCUGCUCCCAUCCCACUAUCGGCGCCUCUGCCAGUUAUUGCACUGGCACCUGUCAUCGCUAGAGCUCUGGCUAUUGCUCUCACGCCACUUGUUUCUGAUACUCCCAAGGUUGCACGACUACCUUUGACUCAAGAGGCUCCCAAGUCGACACUAGUUUCAAGAUCAGAAAGAGCUCCGAAGGCUUUACCACCGCCUCCCACUAGACUCCUCCUUGGUCAGGCAUGA
This is a messenger RNA of Fusarium fujikuroi IMI 58289, 1008 nucleotides long. RefSeq lists its product as uncharacterized. The transcript has a single exon. Lineage: Eukaryota; Fungi; Ascomycota; Sordariomycetes; Hypocreales; Nectriaceae. The record is from RefSeq and is a predicted model, not a curated record. Bases 1 to 1008 code for a protein of 335 amino acids.